Aspergillus mulundensis is the source of this 1914-nucleotide messenger RNA. Its product is annotated as putative C6 finger domain protein. Gene Ontology annotation, biological process: regulation of DNA-templated transcription. Gene Ontology annotation, molecular function: zinc ion binding; DNA-binding transcription factor activity, RNA polymerase II-specific. The transcript has 2 exons. Lineage: Eukaryota; Fungi; Ascomycota; Eurotiomycetes; Eurotiales; Aspergillaceae. The record is from RefSeq and is a predicted model, not a curated record. Bases 1 to 1914 code for a protein of 637 amino acids.
AUGUCCACUUCCCCGGAGAGGGAUAGGGAAGGAAUCUUCGACUCCAACUCUUCAGGCGUUUCGAACGAGUUGGUUAACAAGAAGAAGCGCUCCAACUCCGAAGCAACGGAAUAUCCCCGUAGGCGCGCCACCAUCGCCUGUCAAAUCUGCCGCCUGCGGAAGACGAGGUGCAACGGAGCUCGGCCAAAGUGUCAGCUCUGCACUGACCUUGAUGCGGAAUGUGUCUACAGAGAACCUGGCAUCAAACUGGAUGCCGGAGAUAAGCUGAUCAUUGAAAGACUCACGAGGAUUGAAGGACUCUUGCAAACCAGUCUGGCCACGCAGAACUCGCACUUUGCGUUGUCUUCAACCUCACCCGCUACCAGUAAUGGAACCAACAUUGGGAGCGAUGACGCAGGUGCGAAAGCGUCUAGUCAUCUGGCGAUACCCAAGGGGACCUCUAUUGCCGGACUCGCCUCAUGGGCAAACCCACCAACAAGCAUAUCGACCAUGCCCAGGGUACACACCACCCCUGCUUUGAACCUCCUUAACUGGCCCUUGAUCCGGGAGCUGGUUGCUCGCCCAUAUGACUCUCAAACACUAUUGCAGCUGGAAAUGGCUCGAGAACCGCUCAGGAUGACCCCUCCCGUUGCAUUCGAUUUAUCCCGUGCUACGGCUUAUAUCGAAUCGUUUUUUGAAAGAGUGAACGUCUGGUAUGCAUGCGUUAGUCCCUACACAUGGGCGAGGUACUACAACACUGCGAUUUCCCUCAGCUUUCGAGAGGGUCCAGAGAGCUGUGUUGUUCUUUUGGUUCUGGCUCUCGGUUGUGCCGCCGAAUGCGGCAGUAUCGCUCUGGUAUCAACCGAUAGGGAUCCUCCUGGAUUGUCAUUUUUCCGAGCGGCGUGGAAUAUUCUACCAUCGGUGAUGAUGCGCAACUCCGUGGUCGCUGCGCAAUGUAUUAUCAUGGCCGCUGCUUACUUGUUCUACUUGGUUCGGCCACUUGAGGCUUGGACAUUACUCUCGAAUGCCAGCAUGAAGCUACAGUUAUUAUUCGGCAACCCGUCUCGUGUUCCUUCUCAGUGGAGAGAGUUGAGCGUCAGAGUGUACUGGAAUGCCCUGCUCUACGAAAGUGAUUUGCUCGCGGAAUUGGACUUGCCGCACUCUGGAAUAGUAAACUUUGAGGAGCUGGUCGACCUUCCAGGGGGGUUUGAUGAGGAUGAAGAUGAGGAAUAUGACGACGAGGACGGCAAUGACGAGACCACUAGGAACAAACCGGUCAAUCCUGUUGGCCGUGACGAACUCUGGUACUUUCUGGCCGAGAUCGCCCUUAGAAGAUUGCUCAAUCGAGUCAGUCAUAUGCUCUAUCAAAAAGACAACAGCCUCACACUCGCCUCCUUAGCACCAAUUGUCUCGGAAUUGGAUUUCCAAUUAUCCCAAUGGUAUGAAGGCCUGCCACCGCCGGUCCGGUUUCCCCUAUCCCAUGCCCCUAUAUCACAUUCCGUUCAGACUGUCCUUCGCCUGCGAUACUUCGCCUGCCGAACAAUCAUCUACAGACCGUAUAUCCUGGCGGUCUUCGAGAGCGAACAGGCCUCUAGCGAUCCUUGGGUGAGGGAGUGUUGCCGGCGUUGCUUAGAGGCUACGCUCUAUCAGCUGGAAAACGUCACCACCCAUCGUGACGGCCAUCUGCCGUAUCUAUGGCAGGGCGCCCUAUCAAUGGUCUCGCAGUCGCUUCUGAUAAUGGGCGCGACAAUGUCCCCUGCCCUCUCUAAAAUACUCCCCUCUACUUUGCGUGUUGAUGGCAUCAUAUCCAGCGUAAUAGUGGAGGUCGACAGGUACGCACAUCUUGCACCAAGCCUCAAACUAUCUUCGGAAAUUCUACGCGAUGCGGAGAGGCGGCGGCAAAUCUGCCUUGGGUCUUCGGGGAAAAGAGCCUGA